AUGGACCCCUCGAAGGCGGCUUCGAGCAAUGUGACUGGUGUGCUAACCCCCGUUCCGCUUGACAAAUACAGUACUCUUGCUAACAGCGCCACAGUCGAGUAUACCGAUCCAUCUGGUCUAUUCUCACUAGUACAACCUAUCAUUGAAUCAAGACUUCCUCUAAAGAACCUUCACUGGAAAUCGCCAACCCGCCCUGUUCGAUCGAUUGAAUCGCUCCGUAUCGGCUUCGUGCCCGCGCAGGCUGAGGAAUCCGAUCGCCAGUCCCUUAACGAUGGCCCUUCAAAUGUCCCGCACCGACGCCAUCAAAUUCCUGGCUUGCGACAAACUCCAUACUUAAAAGUCUACCUCCUCCGCUGUGACGAUAAUGAUACAUACAAAGCUACCGCACGAAAGACGCUGCGGGACUGGAUCAAGGCUCAUGGGUCGACGACCACCUCUCAAGUGGCUGGAAGCAGCCAAGAAAAACACGAUGCUUUUGACUGGCUUAUCUUGCAUGUGGUUCAAGAUGGGGAUGCCGAUAAGACCCCUACGUCGACCUCAAAAUGGGGCCGCAGCCAAACUACCGUUCUUGAGAAGGUAAAGGCGGAUUUCAAUGGGACAGCCAAGACCGCUAUCGAUCGCGUGGCACAACUACGGAUUCCCCAGGUGGGAGCGGCUAAAGCUCCGGAACAGCGCGAGCAGCUUGAGGACCUGAUUGAUAAGAUGAAGAAUGGUGUUUUGGCUUCUUUCGAUCUCCGUGUGGCCCAGUAUGAAGAAGACAUCAAGGAAAAAGACUCUCAGCGGAGCCUUCCUGGUUGGAACUUCUGCACGUUCUUUAUGCUCAAGGAAGGUCUCGCGCGAGGCUUUGAGAAUGUUGGCCUGUUCGAAGAUGCGCUGAUCGGAUAUGACGAGCUAUCUGCUGGGUUAGAUGCUGCUAUACGAGACCAAGUCAAUGGAUUUGGCGAACAGCAUGGAAAUACGCUUCAGACAUCGAGCAAGGUCUGGGUCGAAGCUGCCAAAAAAGCCUUGGAAUCUGGGCCGCAGACUGAUGCUCAUGACAGCGACGAGAACGAAGAGUCUUUUCUGGAUAUGAAACCAGAAGACUUUCCACUCACCUCUAAUAAAAUACCCUAUCGGGAUAUGAUAUUGGCAAGUGAAAUCUCGAUUUCCGAUUUCCGAACCUACAUCUUCUCUCGACAGCUCACACUGCUUUUGCGAGCAGCAAGGGCUCCAUCAUUAGCCAAUAAUGAACGAACCAAAAAGCCAGCAGAUCUAAUUCUUCUCUCUUUCAUCUGCAGAAGGGCUUCCGAAUUUAUUAGUCUUGCCGCGCGCACACUUCGCCACGGCCUCGAGUUUGGGCUAGCAGAAGUGGAAAAUGAUGCUAAAACGGAUAUCAUUAGCAACAUUGUGUCUUCAUGGGCCUAUUCUUCUGCCUUGCAAGUCCUCAAUCAGACCUUUACCACAAACCUCAUCCUACCGGAAUUUUCUAUUCACAUGGUGCCGCGAGCCAAUGAACCCCCAAGUACCGCUGCACCAGCUGCACCGGCGGCAUCGACUGCAGAUGUUCGCAACGUACCCCGCAGAUCAAGCUCAUUGAUAUCUGCUUUUCGACCUCCCCGUCCCGUGACUCAAGAUAUGUCCGAUAGCGUCGGUCCUCUUGCACGCAGGUCAACUUUGGACCACCCUCAAGCUCCACCAAUAUUGACUCAAAGGACCGGCUCCGAGCAGCUAGCCUCUGGAAGAGGGGACCUACUACUUCUAGCGCGUCGAUCUCUCGAGGAGAUCGCUCAGCGGAGGGGCUGGGCUGAGAAGUGGAAUGAUCUCGGUCUGCUCUUUGAUAAGAGUCAUAGCUCUGGCACGAAUGACAUGACAAAUGUGUCGUUGGAUGAAGACUCCGAUGACAAGCCCCAGGCAGAUGGCAAAUCGAUACAGACUUCACUUGUGGGUAUUGAACUUCCUGCUUUGAAAUCUGCGUUGAAGACAAAGCAGAAUUUCUUGUCCCUCUACGAAGACCUGACGGACCAUAUUAUUCGUCAUAACAUGGCCGCAAGCCGUGCCAACUCAGCUGAGAUGGCCCUAGCUGAUAUUGCUGUUCUGCGAUUCCGCCAGGGUGACUAUGAAACUGCUGCUUCCUAUUUCCACCAGAUGGCUCCAUUCUAUGGCAGUAAGCUCUGGGUGAUUCUGGAGGGAAGUAUGCUGGAACUCUAUGCGCGAUGCCUGAAAGAACUCAAGCGGAACGAAGACUACGUCCGUAUGAUGCUCAAGCUCCUCUCCAAGUUUGCUGCAUAUUCGCAGUCACAACUAUCUGCCCGACAGAAAGCCUUGUCUAUGCCGCUCUCGAUAUUUGAGCAGGAAAAGCUAGCUGAAUACGUCACCGACCUCUUUGAGGGCGUGAGUCGGCUCCAAAAAGAUGUCACAACUCCAUUAGUCGACUUCUUUGCUGACUUGCGUGUGGAUCCGGCCAUUCGCCUCUACGAUGAUAAAGAUGGAUUUCAAAUACAGAUGUCCUUGCGAUUCCUGUUGGGUCCAGAGAUCACUAUUGACUCAAUCAAGGUUCGCUUGGUCAGCGCCGCCAAUUCUCAAAACACAGAUCAUUGGAUUGAAGGAUCGGCCAGCUUUGUGGUCAAAUCGACUGCGACCAAGAUCCUCGUUGAUUCUUCGACUACACUAGAAGGAAAAUUUUUCGUGGAUCGGCUUGAGAUGAAGUCUGGCAACCUCACAUUCACAUUCAACAGCGGACAACACACUUCACUUCCAGUCGGCUUUCGGGAGGUAGAAAGCACUGAUGACACUGAUCAACGGCCAUUCAUCUUCUGCUUCCCUCCACUAGACAGUCUUCAAGCGAAGGUGGUUUCGCCUCAUUUGAUCAACCUAGAGGCCAUGCGUACGCUGGAGCUGGAACUCAGCAGCGGACGGAAUGACAUCCAGAAGGGCACAAUUCGUGUGCGACCGGCAACUGCGGGUCUCCGCUUGCGAAUCGCUGAAACAGAGGUUGUAGAGGGUGAUCUGCAAGUUGUUGCCAACAACGACUCUGGGGCUAUUGAGUUCACUCAUCUCCCGCCCCGGUCAUUCGUACGAAUGCGCAUUCCAUACACUGUAGAGGACGCCUUGACAACACUCUCUACAAGGGCCGAGAUCAAUUACGGGACUGACCACGGCCAAUUUGCCUUCUCGACCGUGCAUAAUGUCAUUUCCACACUCCCAAUAUCCGUCAAUGUGCAGGACAUCUUCAAGGACGAAACUCUCUUCUCACGUUUCACCAUCAGCCCUGCCAUGCUGAUCCCACUGCGCAUCACCAAUUGCAACCUGCCCAGCUCGGAUGUCUACGAGGUGCAAUCCGGCAUCACGGGCCCCGUAUCAUUAGAUGUUUUCCCCAAGCAGCCAGCAUCUCUUAUUUACAAGAUACGUCCUGUUGGAGGCACAACCACCACGUCGGACGGGAAGAAACGCAGUCUGCGCCUGCAGGUUCACUUUACAUGUGUGGAUGACGAAUGCUUAGAUGCGAUUGAAAAGCGAUUCUUUGCCGCGAUUGACUCGAGUCCUUACAAGCAAUACGCAACGCUAUUUACUUCACACAUCCUCAGCUGUUUCCGCGCCCAGCUAACCACGGCAGACAUGGAGGUCAUUGGUCUUCUGCGUGAGGUGAACGUUCUCCCUUACCAGACCGUUCGAUGGGAUGACUUGCUUGGGGCACUCAAGGAAUGUACCAAGGAUGUACAAUCCUGGUUGAAGACUUGGCACGAGAAUAAUCCCGUCAUUUGCCUCCCCUCUCAGCCUACUAUUCCCAUCCGCAGCAUUAUCAUUCCCGUCGACAUCCCCGAAAUCCAAAUAGUACAUACAGCUGAUUUGCAGCUCCAGCCCACCGCCGAUGCCUUGAUCACUAGAUCCACCCAUGCGGCCGUUGGCCAGAUGAUUACUGCCGAGGUGGUACUGCGCCACACACGCCGUUGGUGCUCACCAAAAACCCAAGAGUUUCCGGGUCAAGAACUGGAAUGCUCAUACGAGCUUCACGCCAACCCAGAACUCUGGCUUUUAGGUGGUCGACGCCGCGGCAAUUUCCUUGCCCGCGAGGGCGAGACCACCCGUUUCACCGUCCUACUUCUUCCUCAGAAACCGGGCCAUCUGCUUUUGCCCGGCCUUGAGAUCCGCACUUUUGCCCCUAUAUUGGAGCAGUCGCUUACACCCUCUGCUCCUACAGAGUCGGGGGUGCCCAUCAUGCCUAUCGAGCGCCAGCUAAUCCCCUGUGAAGUUGAUUAUCGCAACUAUGGCCAGACACUGUUGGUGCUACCUGAUUUACGCAAGACUACGGUUAGUCUUAGUGCGACGGGUAGCCCUAGUGGGUCCUCGUGGCUGGUGGACUCCGAGCGACGAGCUGAGGUCCACUGA
Messenger RNA from Penicillium taxi, 4365 nucleotides. Its product is annotated as putative TMEM1 family protein. The record is from RefSeq and is a predicted model, not a curated record. Gene Ontology annotation, biological process: intra-Golgi vesicle-mediated transport; early endosome to Golgi transport. The transcript is spliced from 3 exons. Lineage: Eukaryota; Fungi; Ascomycota; Eurotiomycetes; Eurotiales; Aspergillaceae. The coding region runs from base 1 to 4365 and encodes 1454 amino acids. Gene Ontology annotation, cellular component: TRAPPII protein complex.